ACGAGGUAUGGGCAUUUUGAGUGUGUGGUCAUGCCUUUGGCCUCACCAAUGCCCCGACAAUCUUUCAAGCGGCAAUGACCAAUGAGUUCCGUGCAAUGUUGCACCGGUUCGUGCUGGUCUACUUAGACGAUAUUCUCGUAUAUAGCCGGACAUUGGAGGAUCAUCUUGGGCAUCUUCGACGAGUGUUGGAGACGCUCCACCGCACCAAGUACAAGGCCAACCGCGACAAGUGCGAAUUUGUCCGGCAAGAGCUGGAAUACUUGGGCCAUUUUGUCACACCAGAGGGCAUCAGUCCGCUAUUGGACAAGAUUCAAGCCAUCCAAGAGUGGUCGGAGCCACGGAACCUUACGGAUGUCCGUUCGUUCCUUGGCCUUGCCGGCUACUACCAACGUUUUAUCAAGGGAUACUCGAAGAUCGCGGCCCACUUGACCAAGCUUCAAUGUGAGGAUCGGCCGUUUGACUUCGGAGAGGAUGCGCGGGAAUCAUUUUUGGCUCUCAAAGCCGCACUAUUAUCUGCGGAGGUCUUGCGCAUAUACGACCCGCUAUUGCCAACUACGGAUGCGUCCGGCUAUGGCAUUGGUGUCGUCCUCGAUCAACACAUUGGCGUGGACUGGCACCCAGUCGAGUACUUCAGCAAGAAAGUGCCCGUCGUGCAUUCCGUUGAUGAUGCACGCAAGAAGGAGCUCCUCACCUUCGUCCACGCACUCAAGCAGUGGCAGCACUUCCUCCUUGGUCGAAGUCAAUUCCGAUGGGUGGCGGACAACAAUCCGCUGGUCUUCUACAGGACCCAAGACACCGUCAAUAGCACCAUGGCGCGUUGGAUGGCUUUCAUUGACCAAUUCGACUUCUUCCCCGAUCACAUUCUCGGGAAGUCGAACCGUUUUGCGGAUGCUCUUUCACGGCAUCCGGAUCAUUGUACAACGGUUUAUUCAACCUUCGAGAUCGACGCUGACCUGCGGGACAGCUUCAUCCGCGGGUACCAAGCCAACCCCGAGUUUUGCGACAAGUACGCGAAUUGCUCCUCUCCCAAUCCGGCGCCUUCUCACUACCGGAUCCAAGAGGGGUACUUGAUUGUCCACACACGGGGGAAGGACCUUCUUUGCGUACCCAGUGACCCUCACUUGCGUACACGGCUUCUUGGCGAGUUCCACGACACUCCCGCCACCGGACACUUUGGAGUCAAUCCCACGAUUGGCCGACUUCGCGAGCGAUUUUGGUGGCACGUCCUUCUCGGCGACGUCACACGCUAUUGCGAGUCAUGCGGGGUUUGCCGACGUUGCAAAUCCCGCAACCAUCGUCCGUACGACGAGUUGCGACCGUUACCGGUCCCCUUGCGGUGAAGGGACGCGAUUGCCAUGGACAUUACCGGCCCGUUCCCCAAGCACAAGA
Chara braunii is the source of this 1389-nucleotide messenger RNA. The record is from the annotation of a GenBank genome assembly. Lineage: Eukaryota; Viridiplantae; Streptophyta; Charophyceae; Charales; Characeae.